AUGUCCUAUCCUCAGGGUUAUCUCUACCAGCCUCCCGGCUCCUUGGCAAUCUACUCCUGUCCGGCAUACGGGGCCUCAGCGCUGGCCGCCCCGAGGAGCGAAGAUCUGGCCAGGUCCUCGUCCGGCUCCGCGUUCAGUCCUUACCCGGGAUCCGCUGCCUUCAGCGCCCAGACGGCCACUGGCUUCAGCAGCCCGCUGUCCUACUCUGGUGAUCCCGCUGGAUUCCCCUCCUACGUGGGUUCUCCAUACGAUGCACAUACCACUGGUAUGACAGGGGCAAUCAGCUAUCAUCCAUAUGGCAGCCCAGCUUAUCCCUACCAAUUAAAUGACCCAGCUUAUAGGAAAAAUGCUACUAGGGACGCUACAGCCACGUUAAAGGCCUGGCUGAAUGAACACAGGAAGAACCCUUAUCCCACCAAGGGCGAGAAGAUCAUGUUGGCCAUCAUCACCAAGAUGACCCUCACCCAGGUCUCCACGUGGUUUGCCAAUGCUAGGAGGAGGCUGAAAAAAGAGAACAAGAUGACCUGGGCACCUCGAAAUAAAAGUGAGGACGAGGACGACGAUGAUGGAGAUGGAGAAAGAGGCAAGGAAGAACAUCCUGAUAAGAUCCAGGAUAACAAUGAAACCUCAGCAGAGGAUGAAGGUAUUAGUUUGCACGUUGACUCCUUGACUGACCACUCUUGUUCUGCCGAGUCUGAUGGAGAAAAGUUGCCUUGCAGAGCUGGAGACCAUCUUUGUGAAUCAGGCACUGAAUCCAAGGACAAAUAUGAGGAUGAAGAUGACGAGGAAGAUUUGGAUGAAGAAAACAGGAGUCUCCCUCUCAAACCUGUGACCUCCUCACCCCUUACAGGCAUAGAGGCACCAAUACUUAACCACCAGCAUGAGGGGAGCCCCAGAUCCUCAAACAAAGCCAACUUGGACAAUAGGAUUUCUCCAACUUCUCAGACCCAGGCCAGCAAACCUAAACUUUGGUCCCUGGCUGAGAUAGCCACCUCAGACGUUAAACAUCAGAAUAUAGGACAGAGCUGCCAGCCGUCUGCUGUAUCCUCUGCCACCUCCUCUUCAGUAUCCCACAGCUCUGCCUACCCUUCCUCUUCAAUCUUGGGAAGGCACAUCUACUAUACAUCGCCUUUUUAUAGCAACUACACGAACUAUGGGAAUUUCAAUGCUCUCCAAAGCCAAGGGAUCCUGAGAUAUAACUCAGCCACCAUGACUACCAGUGAGGGACUAAAUCAAACUGUUUUAAGCAGCAACUCUCUACACAAACACACAAGCAAUGACUGUCUAAAAACUGCCAGCAGCCAGAUAGAUCAGCACUACAGGUCAGCCAGCUAUGACUCUAAAAAAGAUCCCACUGAAGUCUGCACAGUAGGAGUGCAGCCAUACCUAUAG
This is a messenger RNA of Staurois parvus, 1392 nucleotides long. Lineage: Eukaryota; Metazoa; Chordata; Amphibia; Anura; Ranidae. The record is from the annotation of a GenBank genome assembly.